This is a messenger RNA of Carica papaya (papaya), 1414 nucleotides long. RefSeq names its product DUF4228 domain protein. Lineage: Eukaryota; Viridiplantae; Streptophyta; Magnoliopsida; Brassicales; Caricaceae. The record is from RefSeq and is a predicted model, not a curated record.
ACACGUCUCCAUUACAACUCCAUCAUACUAUAUGUCUAUAUAUAUAACCUUUCAGUACCAGAAAACCGGUGUUAUUAGUAGCGAGAUUUAUUAGCCUCUACGCUUCCUCGAUGUUCUUUCGUAAUGGCGGUGUGUGGUAACUGAUUGAUUCAACAAGUCAGAGACCAUUCCAUCUCCUUCACACCUCACUUUUUCAUCAUUUCUCAAUAAAUUGUGCCGUCUCACCGCUUUAGUUUCACCUUCAAGCCACCUCUAAUGGCGUGAGGAACACCAAACCCAAUUAUUUCAAUCCCAGGAGAAAUCAUUUCGCACUCUGUUCUUGAUUUUUUUCUUUUCUUUUUCUUGUUGUUAGUCUCUGUCUUGGGUUACAGUGAUCUCUUCGUCACAUCGUCUGGAUUGUGUGUAUUACUUUACAAGAGCAAGCGUCGGCUGCCAUUGAUUAACACUUCAAGUAUACUCACAUAACCAGGAUUUAAAACAUCGGUACUUAAUCGGAAAUCUUAUCUUCGAGUCCUCAUUACCGUCGUUUUAUAGCGUUGGGUUCUUGUUCGGUGGAGAGAGUUGGUGUGUUGUGAGCGUCAAUGGGGAAUUGUCAAGCGGCAGAGGCGGCGACUGUGGUGAUUCAACAUCCAGGGAACAAGAUCGAGAGGGUUUACUGGUCGGUUAGCGCUAAUGAGGUCAUGAGCUCGAAUCCAGGCCACUAUGUUGCUUUAGUUGUGACAUCACCGACUUUGAAGAACGAAAACGGGACGCCAUUGAAGCAGCUUAAGCUCUUGCGACCCGACGAUACUCUGUUAAUCGGCCAUGUUUAUCGUCUCAUAAGCUUCGAAGAUGUGUUGAAGGAAUUUGCAGCGAAAAAGAGCGUGAAACUAGGGAAGCUGUUGAGAGACAGAGGAGCUCUUGCGCUUGAGGUGAAGAAGAAUGACAUGGGUGCCCCGAACCCAAACUCGAACCCCAACACGAACCCGAAGUCGAAAUCCGAGAACUGCAGUUCGGUUAAGGCGGAAGAUGAGCUUAUUCAUCGACCAGGAAACAGCAACAGCAACAGCAGCAGCAGAAAUAUAGGAAAGCAUAAUGGUGGUGGGGGGCAAUGGAGACCAGCCUUACAGAGCAUUGCAGAGCUUGGAACUUGAAUUCCCCACAAACCCUAUAAAUCAAAAACCACUCUAAUAUUUCUCCAAUAAAAACAAACAACUUUUCUCAUCAUCCCACCCCUCCCGCCCCAUAGCCUUUCACUAUUUUCAAUACCCUCUUCUUCUUCUUCGCCCUUCUUUUAUCUUUUCCGUUUUUUUUUUUUGGGUUCAUGUUUAUAUGUAAGGCCUAGCCACGGGCAUUUGGGAGGAUCAGACUCUGUAUACCGGAAUAUUAUGUGUACCUAAUGUUUUAUUAAACGAAUUUCCGGCCUCAAAUUACA